This is a messenger RNA of Gossypium raimondii (Peruvian cotton), 3283 nucleotides long. Its product is annotated as MDIS1-interacting receptor like kinase 2. The transcript has 2 exons. The record is from RefSeq and is a predicted model, not a curated record. Lineage: Eukaryota; Viridiplantae; Streptophyta; Magnoliopsida; Malvales; Malvaceae. Gene Ontology annotation, molecular function: ATP binding; protein kinase activity; protein binding. Bases 52 to 3192 code for a protein of 1046 amino acids. Gene Ontology annotation, biological process: protein phosphorylation.
AAGCUAAAGUUUCAGAAUAGGAGUCCAGCUUCAGCCCUCAACUUCAUAGCUAUGAAAUCCUACUUCUCCACUUCUAUCCCUACCUUCUGUUUACUCUCUAUAAUGGCAAUCACUAGUGGCAUUACAAGAGCAACAAAAAGUGAUUCUGAAUGGCUGGCAGCAGAGGCAAAAGCGUUGAUGGAAACAGGGUGGUGGAGUAAUUAUAGUAGAGCUGAAAACCAUUGUACGUGGCCUGGUAUCCGAUGCAAUGCUGGAAGUGUUGUCGAGAUUGAUCUUGGUGGCCAUGGUCUGAAUGGGAGCAUAACACCUCAAAUAGGAGCACUUUCUGAACUCCAGAUCCUUAACUUGUCUUGGAAUAGUCUUACAGGUGAGUUGCCUUCUUCACUUGGAAACCUCACUCAAUUGGCAGUGCUUGAUGUUUCUUAUAACCAUUUUCAUUCCAUUCCCUUGGCAAUUCAGAAGAUGGAGAAUCUUGUUUCUCUAAGUUUGUCUGGGAACUUCAUUGAUUAUAAUGCUUCAGCUCUUGGUCUGUUGACCAAUCUCACCCACUUGAAAAAGCUAAUGACUCUCAACCUCAGAUACUGCGACCUCAGUGGUCCCAUUCCACCGCAUAUUGGAAAGCUAGAGAGUAUGGUUGAUCUUGAUCUCUCACAGAACGGACUUGUUGGUCCAAUCCCAUCUUCUGUCAGCAGCUUAACCAAUCUUUCCUCAUUGUUCCUUCAAAGCAACCAACUUAAUGGAUCCAUUCCAGAAGAUAUUGGGGGACUAACGAAUUUGGUUGAAUUGGAUCUAUCCUCCAAUAGACUUUCAGGUCACAUCCCUUCCUCUUUGGGUCAGUUAACAAAACUGGAAUCUCUCUACCUCUACCAUAAUCAAAUUAAUGGUUUCAUCCCCCAUGAAAUUGAGAGGUUGAAGGAUUUAAAAUAUUUGGAUCUCUCAAACAAUUGGUUUGUUGGUCCAAUCCCAUCUUCUGUCAGCAACUUAACUAAUCUUUCCUCGUUGUUCCUUCAAAGCAACCAACUUAAUGGAUCCAUUCCAGAAGAUAUUGGGGGACUAACGAAUUUGGUUGAAUUGGAUCUAUCCUCCAAUAGACUUUCGGGUCAAAUCCCUUCCUCUUUGGGUCAGUUAACAAAACUGGAAUCUCUCUACCUCCACCAUAAUCAAAUUAAUAGUUUCAUCCCCCAUGAAAUUGAGAGGUUGAAGGAUUUAAAAUAUUUGGAUCUCUCAAACAAUUGGUUUAUUGGUCCAAUCCCAUCUUCUGUUAACAACUUAACCAAUCUUUCCUCGUUGUUCCUUCAAAGCAAUCAACUUAAUGGAUCCAUUCCAGAAGAUUCUGGGGGACUAACGAAUUUGGUUGAAUUGGAUCUAUCCUCCAAUAGGCUUUCAGGUCACAUCCCUUCUUCUCUGGGCCAGUUAACAAAAUUAGAAUAUCUUAACCUCUCCCAUAAUCAAAUUAGUAGUGUCAUCCCUCCAAGUUUGAGUAGUUUAUCCAAUUUAUGGUGUCUAUCCAUGGCUUCGAAUCUUUUGGAAGGUCCUAUACCCCAUGAAAUUAGGAGUUUGAAUACCCUGAUCUACUUAAAUCUCUCAGCCAACAAAUUGAGUGGACCCAUUCCAACUCAGAUUGGUAAUUUGUCAAAUUUAAGAUACUUAAUCUUGGCAAAAAAUAACUUGAGUGGAAGGAUUCCCCUGCAAAUUGGUGGCUUAUCUCUAUCCGAGCUUGAUUUAAGCCAUAACAUCAUUAGUGGAGAUAUACCUUCUCAACUAAAUUCCCAAAACAUUGAACUUAGCCACAACCUUCUCCAAGGAGUGAUACCUUCCAAAUUUGGGAAUUUAACUUAUUUAUUCAGCUUAGAUCUCAGUUGGAAUAAUCUAACGGGCACGAUUCCCGAAUUUCCAUUUCCUGUGGGGAACCUCAAUUUGUCGUUUAAUUCACUGAGGGGUCAAAUUCCAAAUGGAUUAUUGCAUUUUGAACCCGAGACAUUUACAGGCAACAAGGAUUUAUGUGGUUCCAUUCAAGGCUUCCAUCCUUGCCCUUCAUCUCCAAAUGUAAACCGAGAAAGAAAUAGCAAAGUAGUGAAGCACAAUCUGCUUAUUGUUAUUCUGGUUCCAACUUUGUUAUUUUUUGUCUCGACUUUUGUGUUGGUGACAUUCAUCCUAUUCCGACGAUAUAGAGCUAAAACUUUGAAAUCUGAUUCAAGUCCAACCAAAAAUGGAGAUUUAUUCACUAUUUGGAACUUUGAUGGAAAGAUUGCUUUUGAAGACAUCAUCAAAGCCACAGAGGAUUUUGAUAUCAAAUAUUGCAUUGGAACUGGUGGUUAUGGCAGUGUUUACAGAGCAGUUUUACCAAGUGGCAAAGUUAUUGCUUUAAAAAAGCUCCACCGAUUGGAGGCUGAGCAACCGGCUUACGAUACAAGUUUUCGAAAUGAGAUCAAGUUUUUAGCAGAAAUACGACACAAGAACAUCAUCAAGCUCCACGGAUUUUGUCUCCACAAUCGCUGCAUGUUUUUGAUUUAUGAAUAUAUGGAAAAUGGAAGCUUGUUUUAUGCCUUGAGCAUUGAUGAUGAAGCUGUGGAAUUGGAUUGGACCAAAAGAGUGAACAUUGUCAAAGGUGUCGCACAUGCUCUAUCUUACAUGCAUCAUGAUUGCAACCUUCCAAUUGUUCAUCGAGACAUCUCAAGCAAUAACAUUUUGUUGAACUCUGAAUUGGAAGCUUUUAUUGCUGACUUUGGGACUGCAAGACUUCUUGAUCCUGAUUCAUCUAAUCGAACUGUAAUUGUUGGGACGUAUGGAUAUAUUGCCCCAGAACUUGCUUAUUCGUUGGUCGUGACCGAAAAAUGUGAUGUUUAUAGUUUUGGAGUGUUGGCAUUGGAAAUAUUGAUGGGAAAGCAUCCCGGUGAAUUAUUGUCAACACUAUCAUCAUCAUCGUCUCGUGUCCAAAAUUUCAUGCUAAAUGAAAUUUUGGACCCUCGAUUAUCAACCCCGAGAAGUCGAAAAAUGGCAGGAGAGAUCGCUUUUAUUGCUGUCAUUGCUUUUGCAUGCUUACGACUUAGACCCAAAGCUCGACCAACAAUGAAAUUAGUGUCUCAAGAAUUCCUACACAUCAAGUCUCCAAUUGCAAUGCCUCUUCAUGAAAUAUCAUUGAUCGAGCUUAAGAAUCAUGAGAUGUUUAUGAGUGAUGAAAAUCACAAAUAAAUAAAUGAUUUGAAGUUGAUGUAAUGAUAUAGGAACCAGUGGAAAGUGAUAAGUAGAAUAAAUCUUCAUCAGUGCACGACAUUGUUAUUCA